AUGGACUUCAGAGAGUUGAAAAUUAGCUCUUAUUUCGUUAAUGCUCUAUUCUCAAAAAACAGCAACAGCGAGUCCUGGAAUUCCGAUUAUGGGCUGGCACAUGAUUUGGGAAGCACAUCCUCUGUAUCAUACGGAUACGGUGCCGGUGGCACCAUCCAGCAGCCACAUCCCACGCAGUUGACGGUAUUAUACAAUGGCACAUCGUUGUUCAAAACCGCUCACCAACACCAACUAAAUCCGUGCGUAUUAUCGCUGCCAAUGGGCAACUUGUAUCAUGCCCACGAUGUGAUACAGAGACCACCAACCUUUUACGCAUCCCAUAAUACGGAUUGUAUCCAGUACAGUGAUUAUCAUUUGAAAUCCACCGGGGUUGCAAAUGAUUCCGUGUGCGCAGAACAGUGCUCCUCUCUACCGGACCUCUUUCCCUGGAUGAAACCACAAGCAGUUACCGGACCGAGAAGAGGUAGACAGGCAGACAGUCGCUUCCAGACUCUGGAACUUGAGAAGGAGUUCUUAUUCAACUCUUACUUGACCCGCAAACGCAAGGUUGAAGUGUCGCACGCUCUGGCACUCACCGAGCUGCAGAUUAAAAUCUGGUUUCAGAACAGACGCAUGAAAUGGAAGAAGGAGAACAAGAAGGACACAUUUCCAAUAAACAGGCCGGAUCAGAAUGAAAUCAAGAAACAGAGCAAAGAAAUGUACAAGAAUAUUCAGACGUCAGAUGAGGAGGGUAAAGGUUAAUCCUAGACUUGGUGAUGGGAUGCCACAGAGUGAUAACAAAUGUGUUAAUUAUACAUUGCAUUUCGAAUAAAAAAAAUCAACAACAGUGAAAUCUAUUGUGUUAGUUGAUAAUUCAUUAUCAAAUUAAAUUAUAUGAAACUUGAUAACACGUGCGCAAAAUAGUUUUUACGCACCAUUGUACGCAUCAUUCCAAUUAGAGGUUUGUGCAUGUGAAUCACUUCUGCA
Oncorhynchus keta (chum salmon) is the source of this 966-nucleotide messenger RNA. Its product is annotated as homeobox protein Hox-B8-like. The coding region runs from base 1 to 741 and encodes 246 amino acids. Gene Ontology annotation, cellular component: nucleus. The record is from RefSeq and is a predicted model, not a curated record. Gene Ontology annotation, molecular function: RNA polymerase II transcription regulatory region sequence-specific DNA binding; DNA-binding transcription factor activity, RNA polymerase II-specific. NCBI's taxonomy places the organism in Eukaryota, Metazoa, Chordata, Actinopteri, Salmoniformes, Salmonidae. The transcript is spliced from 3 exons. Gene Ontology annotation, biological process: regulation of transcription by RNA polymerase II.